This is a messenger RNA of Aedes albopictus (Asian tiger mosquito), 2327 nucleotides long. RefSeq lists its product as uncharacterized. Lineage: Eukaryota; Metazoa; Arthropoda; Insecta; Diptera; Culicidae. The transcript has 2 exons. The coding region runs from base 1 to 2085 and encodes 694 amino acids. The record is from RefSeq and is a predicted model, not a curated record.
AUGUGGCGCUACCUUAUUUGGGCAGCAGUCUUGCAAUCUCUGACCUCCGGUGAAGUUCAUUUCGAGCAGAACGUUGAGGAGAAUCUCCUCACGGUGGUUCCCUGCGUGAGGCGACUAUGUGAGAAGUACUUCAAAUCGGAACGCGCCAUGAAGGGUUCGCUGGCGAUCAUCAACAUCAAACCGGACACGUCUCUGUUCCAGUUGAACAUCUUGAAAUCGUUCAACGAAGAUCCGCGGCACGAGAUGGGAGUCAUGGUUAAGGACGGCCGGAAGAAGCAUCAGAACGCGUCGCACGUGACGGAAAAGGCCAAGAACUACCUGCUGAUGGUGAGUGACUCGUCCGAGCUGGACCCUCCGAUCAAUCAGUUGAGGAGGUUGCCCACGUGGAAUCCGUUGGCACAGGUUGUGGUGCUGUUUACCUCGGAGAUGACGCCGUUGAUUUUUGAGAUUGAAGUUCGCAAUGCGUUGCAGAAGUUGUUCGAGAACUCGGUGUUGAACUCGAAUGUGAUGGUUCAGAGGUUUGGAACGAGCGUCCUGGAGGUGUGGACUUGGUUUCCAUACGAGAAUGGAGGAUGUGCGGAUGACAUUGUGAAUAUAAGGUUGAUCGACGAGUGCGAGUACGCCGAAAUUCCGGUAGAGAGUGUGGAACAAGCUGAGAAUUCUGGAUUUGUAGAUCCGGAACUUGAAUACAUGAAUGGCACAUUCGCAAAUAGUUCUUUCGCGAAUCAAAAUGACUUUAGUGGCGUGGACGAAGUAACACUGACUCCCCAGGAAACCGUAUGGAUGUUUCGGGAGAAGCAUUUCUUCGCGGACUAUGGACCGAAGAUCCCGAAGGACUACAACAACUGUCCGCUGAAGGUGUCCACCCCCAUCUGGGAACCGUUCGUAGUAGGCAACGAAACAUCCAUCGAGAAGGGCUUGGAAGUGCUGAUGAUCGAAGCGAUCACGGCCCGAAUGAAGCUCACUCCGGUUUACAAGAUCAUCGAACCGGAGAGGGCAACGGCAAGGAUCACGGCCGACAACAUCACCGGGUUCUACGCGGAUCUGAUCAAGAGGCGUACGGACGUCAUGAUCGGUGGUCUGUACGAGAAUCCGAUCAGUCGGAAGCUGCUUUCGUCUACCAUCCCGUACUACCAAGAUGAUCUGACGUGGUGCGUUCCAACGGCCCGGCACGCCCCGAAGUGGCUCAACGUGUUCAUCAUCUUCAACAUCUGGACGUGGCUUAUAGCGAUCGUGAUCGUGUUCUUCGCCGCGGGCAUCAUCUACUGUUUCAACCACGUGGAGAAAGGCUAUCCGGAGAACUACACCUGGAUGGCGCUGCAGUCCUUGGCUCUGUCCUUAAGCGUCUACGCUCACUACUGGCCAAAAAGAUUCUCCGUACGAUUGUUUCUGGUGGGAUACAUGUUCUACGGAAUUCACUGGAGCGCCGCCUACCACAGUUUCCUCAUAUCGGUUCUCACUCGGCCACGGUUCGAGACUCAAGUGGCAACCGUGGAAACGGCGAUCGAGCAGGACUUCCGAUUCGCCGGAGCGGAGAAUACCUUGGUGUUCUUCGAUAGACCGGAUUCCAUUUCGAAGCACAUCGCGGCGGUCUAUCAGACCUGUCCCAAUAUGGACGACUGUCUGGCGCGAUUGCAUUCGGAACGAACGGUUGCGGUGGCCAUUUCGCGAGCACACUCACAUAACAGUAAGAGCAUUGGUGAAGCUGAGAUUUUCUGUUUCGCAAGGACGGAUAACAUCCAGACUUAUUCGGUGGGCAUGAUGGUGAAGAAGGAUUUCCACUUGUUGCCGAAGAUCAACGACCUGAUCAGGAGGAUCAGCGAGUCAGGGUUGUUGGGAAAGUGGCAGGUGGAGAGUGAUAAAAUUCGAAUCGACGAAGACUUGGACGAAGGAGGCGGUGGUGGAGACGGUGGUCAUGGUGAUGGACAAAUUGUUUUGAAGGUCGAGCACAUCGAAGGUGCGUUUAUCCUAGGAGCCGUUGGAUUGGGUCUAGCAACGAUUUCAUUCAUAGUGGAGGUGGUUUACUUUAAGCUGAAGCAAAAAUAUAAGUGGGAUGACACUACUUUUAGUAAUUUGAUAUGCUAGGCACAUCAAUUUGAUCUAAUUCUAUUCGACUACUUACUUACGCAUUUUUUUCCAUAACGCACAAAAAGGAGACCUUCAAACCACUUAAGAGCAGCUGUGUAAUUUGCAGACGAAAAGAGUAACAGCACAAAUAGCGGAUAUUCACACCGGUAGUAGGUAGCGCAGUCAGUGGUAGACAUCCAGAAGCCAAUGUAUAGUGGAAAAUUGCUCGAUUUAAUUGACGAUAAUAAAAGAUAAUUUGA